Messenger RNA from Endocarpon pusillum Z07020, 2424 nucleotides. RefSeq lists its product as uncharacterized. The coding region runs from base 1 to 2424 and encodes 807 amino acids. Gene Ontology annotation, cellular component: nucleus. Lineage: Eukaryota; Fungi; Ascomycota; Eurotiomycetes; Verrucariales; Verrucariaceae. The record is from RefSeq and is a predicted model, not a curated record. The transcript is spliced from 4 exons.
AUGGCCGUUGUACACGCAUUUCAGCAGCAAGGCGCAUUUGAUGCCUGUCAUGGGUCCAUGAUUCAAGUCAGGGAGAGUGCAUUGACGACGAGGUUAAAAGAAAAGGACAGCCCUGAUUGCCGUAAGAACAUGCUACAUGGACUCCAAGCCCACGAUUCAAGAACGCGCCUUGACAGGAAGCUGAACAUGGCGGUGCCUGUCAAAAUCCUCUCUACCAAAAUUUCUGCGGAUUUCCAAACGCCGCUCAUUUUUGACGAGACGUUUGGUCUGCCAGAUUCUGCAGGGCCGCUUUUUGGUGAGGAGUGCACAGACGGCCUCUCGGCCAAGUCUGCUUCCUUUUUCUCCAUGAUGUCAGGCUACGAGAAGUCUCAACCAGGGGAUCUACUUGAGUAUGGAACAUCAGGCGCCCUGCACGAUCCUUCCGCUUUCGGCCCCUUUGCGCAGCCACAAUACGCUCCACAGUUGCUCUACUCAUCCUCAGUAGCCGACAAUAAUCAGGACGCAGGUGACUCCCACUAUGGCCCCGGCACCAAUUUCUCUGGCCAACAGCAGGUCGUUGAGGACUCUCGCAUAGACAUACUUGAUCAACGGUUCCGCCAAUUCCCACAAAUCACUUCCUGUUCUCCGCUACAAGGUCUUGAGGGCUCAACUAUCAACAUAUACAUGCACUCAGGCCAUGAUCUGAGAACCUCGCCUGAAAUAACGUUCACUUUGGCCUUUGCUUCCAAGCGUGUGGAGUGUGCCCUCGAACUGCAGAGCGAUCCUAACGUCUUACCCAAGCAAUACCUUAUCUCAGCCGAGGUCCCUCCUUUCACGUCUACUGGAUGGCAUGCAUUUGAAGUUCCCUUGCACAUCAUGAUGGAGAUCGGUAACCCCGUUAUCUCCCGUCCGUUUUGCGACCUUGGCGCCUUCCGCUACGCCAAUCAGAUCAUCUCACAGGUCUCGUCACGGAAGCGUAGGCUUUCGUCAGAUUCUGAAGAUGCAGCUCACCAUGCUUCAAAGAAGUCAUCCGUGCACCAAGGGCAACCCGAGCGAUCAUCCGAGAACAGAGUCUAUAAUACAUCGCCCUAUUCGCCAUUCGUCUCAACACCGAUUGUCGGCUCUCUAUCACACAAUGGAAAUGCCCAGGGAAACUCCCCACGAGUACCAGGUCACAAAUACUCUGCCUCUGUCGCAUCUGCCGCCUCCGUUAAAGCUCAGUCGCCUCAGACGCCGCCAUCAUUGAGUCCCUCGUUCACACCUGUGAACGCCGUCAACGGGGCUCCGAAGUCCUCUGCCACGCCUUCUCAAGCCUCAACGGUAGAUGCACCUACGGGAAAGACGCCUGCCUUGAUCCGCACAUCUACCAUUCAACAAGCGUCUGCAUCCAUGAGCUCAGCCGCUGCUUCACAUUCUUUCAACCCUUAUGCCAUGUAUCCCUCCAAAGCAGUCCUGAAACUUAAUGGCGAACUUGACUCUAUGGUAGAGGGCUGGAAUAUGGAGGAAUGGGAAGCUAAGCGCCGCCUUGUUCAAUUCACGCGUCAGCAAAAUCAAAGCACUAUCCACGCCGACUUUAAGGCUGUUGCGCCAGAAGAUCGUCAGCCAAACAGCAUUUGCAUCAGCUGCAUCUGGUGGGACGAGAAGAAAGACUACUUUGUCACCAGCGUUGAUACCAUCUUCUUGCUUGAAUCACUGGUGGCCGUGCGCUUUACCGUCGAGGAGAAGAACCGAAUUCGGCGUAAUCUCGAGGGGUUUCGACCAUUGACGGUAUCAAAGUCGAAACCUGACAGCGAAGAGUUUUUCAAAGUGAUCAUGGGAUUUCCAAGUCCGAAGCCUCGAAACAUCGAGAAGGAUGUCAAGGUGUUUCCAUGGAAGAUCCUUGCACAUGCUCUUAAAAAGAUCAUCGGCAAAUACUCCGCAAGUUACUCGUCCACUGCGAGUGCUCUCCCAACUCCGAUGAACUCGCACUACACUAGCAAUGGUGCUUCUGAUUCUGGCACCGAUGUUCGAGCGUCUAUUUCUCCCCAGCUCAAUGGCCUGAACCGUGGUGCAUCUCCAUACCCCAUGUCUACAGCAUCCUUCUCACCUCACUUGCCCCAACAAAGAGUGGCUGUCCCAAUCACUAGUGGUCCGCCGACAGACCUCCGCCUACAAGUUCAUUCGAUGGUUCCUGGCUAUUCCUACCCUGCCACGCAUUCCCAUCAACAGAUGUCGCAGUAUGCUCAAGCCCUGCGUAGCUCAUCUCAGCCCAUGACUGCACCGCCAGCUUCUGGUCGCGUUCUUGGAUCUUGGGACAACGGCGACUACAGUACCUUCGAAAGCGGUGGUCAGGAUCCUAGCGCCGCCAACAUCAAUGCCUACAACUAUAACCGCGUUGUCGACAUGCCUACAUCGCAAGCUUACAUGCCGUCUACCUCCUAUCCUCUGUCUCACUCCGGCUCGUGA